AUGGGCAGGCGCAAGAUCGAGAUUAAGCCGAUUCGAGACGACCGCAACCGCAGCGUCACCUUCCUCAAGCGCAAAGGCGGCCUGUUCAAGAAGGCGCACGAGCUGUCCGUCCUGUGUUCCGUCGACGUCGCUGUUGUUAUCUUUGGCCACAAUAAGAAGCUCUACGAGUACUCGUCCUCGGACAUCAACGAGAUCAUCGGGAGGUUUCAAUACUAUGGCGGUGCACACGAACACAAAGGUCCUCAGGACUUUGCAGACAAGCAUGGCGGCGGAGACGACGACGACGAUGAAGAGGGAGGCGAAGAUAUGGCAGGAGGAGAAGAGCGAGGGACACCAGCGCCUGACCACCCCAUGAUGCACCCCCAAAUGGCACACCAUCCUGGCUUCCAACACGUUCGACAAGGCACACCUUCUGGUUCACCUCCAAUGCACAAUGGGCAAAUGCCGCAGUUCCAACGCGGACCAUCGCCGCUGCCGCCAGGCAUGUCGCGCCCAUCUUCGCGAAACGCCCAGCACCCGUCACAACAGCAGCACAUCCGCCGAACGAGCUCUAACCUGGUUCCUCAAGCGCAUCAACCCCAGCCCAGCUAUGCCUACACGCCGAAUCCUCCCUUCUAUAAUCCGCAAGCGCAGAUGCAACGCCCGCCAGGCCAGCCCGUACCAGGUCAAGCUUCGUACCCGCCUCCAUAUCCACCGCAAGCGGCACCUCAUCCGCAGAUGCAACAAGCUUACGUGCACGACAACCGGAGAUCAUCGAUGCCACCAGCCUACCCAACAGGACAGCCACCGCCCCAAGCCAACAUGCAACGACAUCAAUCUCAAGAGCACCUGCAGCCACCGCACACACAAGGACAACCGUCGCCGCAGCCACAGCAAGCCCAGAGACCUACGCCCUCGCCUCAACCGGUACAGCAGCAAUUUCAGAGUCCCCCCAUGCCUCAGCCCAAACCUCUACCCGCACACGCCAAGUCGCAUAGCAUAUUCACGCCGAUAGAUGACAGCAGGUCUAUGCUUGCGCAGCAUUGGGGCGCGACGACUGCAGCAGACAUGCCGCGAUCAGAUCCAGAGAUUAAGAUUGAAGGUGGUGGACCGCGGUCUGCGUCGAUAGAUGUGGCCGCUAUGCAACGGGAGAACCAAGCAAGGGCCAACGGACUAUCACCACGACCGCCACAUCAGAUGCCACCUCCCAAAUCGCCGCAACCACCUCAGCGAACAGCCAGCCAGCCGACGAUCCCCCAACCUUCGAGAUCCAACACGAAUCAGUCAGAGAAAAAGCCGAGAUUGAGAGUGCAGAUACCGAGCGAACAAUCGGGUGAUGAAGGAGGUACAGCAGAGUCGGGACAAGGCGAAGAGGAGGGUUCUUCGGGUGCCCAGGGUAGUGGACAACAACAGGGACAACCUUCUCAUGGGGUAGUACUCCCUCCUCCAUCACCAAGCGCUGGCGCUUUGUUAUCGGCGGGGGCUCAAGGACCGCCCAAUCCGUUUGCCCGACCAGCACCGCCGAUGAGCACAAAUCCACACGCAGCGAAUCGAGACGCGGCUAACAAUCACAUCGAAACCCCGAUAUCAGCACUGCCGUCAAGAUUCAUGAACGACAACUUGCUACCCUCCCCGUCGUCCUUCUAUCCUGAGUGGGGAUUUGGAAGAUCAGGGGAUAGUAAUAUGCUUCCGUCGCCGCUCAACUUUCAAACGCCCGUCGUAUCUAACGGAUCCGGUUGGCGAGAGGAGGAGCGAAAACGAAGCAGCGAAGACCAAGAAGGGGGCGACGCGAAGAGGACGAAGUCAUGA
Messenger RNA from Zasmidium cellare ATCC 36951, 1788 nucleotides. RefSeq lists its product as uncharacterized. Lineage: Eukaryota; Fungi; Ascomycota; Dothideomycetes; Mycosphaerellales; Mycosphaerellaceae. The transcript is spliced from 3 exons. Gene Ontology annotation, molecular function: DNA-binding transcription factor activity, RNA polymerase II-specific; RNA polymerase II cis-regulatory region sequence-specific DNA binding; protein dimerization activity. The record is from RefSeq and is a predicted model, not a curated record. Gene Ontology annotation, biological process: positive regulation of transcription by RNA polymerase II. Bases 1 to 1788 code for a protein of 595 amino acids.